UCUUACUUCGCGGUCGGCACGAGGAUUACCGAUCACGGCCGAGUCAUGUCGAGCUGCGCGUUCAGGGUGCACUAUGGCGGCCGUGGCGAAGUUUCCGCCGUCUGCGUGAAGAAGCGUGAUUUCGCGUCGUCGGGAUACGAGGUGCUCGGGAUUCGCGAUCGGUGUUUCGCGCGCGCGCCCGCGGCCGUCGGUCCGUGAGCCGCGGAGAGUUAAUCCCGCGCGUUAAAACGACCGACUCGUCUACGCGUUCCGCGACGACACUCGUCGGAGCGGCCCCGAUGCGGGUCGCGCGCGCUCGUCUCAGCGCAAAUGAUGACUUCGAUGCUGCCCAGCUUUAACCCGCCUAUCGUCAAGCGGCUGCUGGGCUGGAAGAAGGCCGAGAGCGAGGACAAAUGGAGCGAAAAGGCCGUUAAGAGCUUGGUCAAGAAGCUGAAGAAGUCCGCGGGUCUCGAGGAGCUGGAGAAGGCCAUCACGACGCAGAGCUGCAACACCAAGUGUAUCGCUAUACCAAGUGAAAGGAAUCGCGCAUGGACGAAUCGAGUCACUGUCGUGGCGAAAAAUACAAUUUCAAGGCCUAGCCCGGGCAGUGUCGGCGACAACGGUGUCCAAGGUGUUCGUGGCAAGGGUCUACCGCACGUGAUUUAUUGUCGACUUUGGCGUUGGCCGGACUUGCAAUCGCACCACGAGCUGAAAGCGAUCGAACAUUGCGAGUACGCCUUCACCCAAAAGCGCGACGAGGUCUGCGUGAAUCCUUAUCACUAUCAACGAAUACAGACACCAGUUCUGCCGGCCAUUCUCGUGCCGCGGCACAACCUAGCCGGCGACGAGAACACCGUCCUCUACAACACCUCCCUCGAGGAGCUCAACGUCAGCGUACCGGAGAACACCAGCUUCCACGCGACGCUCAAUCAUCAGCACAAUCAGCAGCAAAACAUACCGCAAUCCCCGCAGCAACAGCAGCCAAAUAAUCCGUACCAAGGAAUGCAGAGCAUGCAGGCGACGAGUCCGGCGAGCGUCGGGAGUCUGGGAAGCGUGCAGGGCUCACCUCAUCCGGCCCCAGGAUCCAUGGAUCCUCCGGCGGACACUCCGCCACCGGGGUACAUCAGCGAGGAUGGCGACAAUAUGGACCACAACGAUAACAUGUCUCUAUCACGUCUAUCGCCCAGUCCUGUAGACGCGCAGCCAGUCAUGUAUUGCGAGCCCGCAUUUUGGUGUUCAAUUAGUUACUAUGAGCUAAACACGAGAGUGGGCGAAACGUUUCAUGCGUCGCAGCCGAGUAUAACGGUGGAUGGUUUUACCGAUCCGAGCAACUCGGAGCGUUUCUGUCUUGGUCUGCUCUCCAACGUAAAUCGCAACACAGUGGUAGAGCAGACUAGGCGACACAUCGGUAAAGGCGUCAGGUUGUACUACAUCGGCGGCGAGGUGUUUGCAGAAUGUCUGUCCGAUUCGAGCAUCUUCGUGCAGAGCCCCAACUGCAAUCAGCGUUACGGUUGGCAUCCAGCUACCGUCUGCAAAAUACCGCCAGGCUGUAAUCUGAAGAUCUUCAACAAUCAAGAGUUCGCAGCGUUGCUGUCGCAGUCAGUGUCACAGGGUUUCGAGGCGGUGUACCAGCUGACGCGUAUGUGUACGAUCCGAAUGAGCUUCGUGAAGGGCUGGGGUGCGGAGUACCGCAGACAAACAGUCACCUCGACUCCUUGCUGGAUCGAGUUGCAUUUAAACGGGCCGCUGCAGUGGCUGGACAGGGUACUCACGCAGAUGGGCUCGCCCCGCCUACCCUGUUCCUCGAUGUCCUAAGUCAUCCUUCAUCCAUUCGUACGUGAGAGAAGAGCGCGAGGAGCACUCUUCGUGCGCUAUCCUCGUCGUCGUCGUCGUGGAUCAUCAUUGUUGUCGAUCGGUUCUUCGUCCUUUCGUCGCGGUACGCGAGAGUUUAAUCCGUUGUUCAGGUUGCCUCGAACGAACACUGUACGGUGACGCGUGAUAGGAAAUGACGGGAGGCGUACGACGUCGUGCCCGACGAUUCGAUCGCUGAUGCAGACGGAGAAGAUGCAACCGGGAAGGUCUGGAGAGGAGCACUCGUUCGAGCGCAACGAUAUAUCAAGUUCUCCACCGCCGAUCCGCAGUAGUGGCUCUCUCGAGCGUCGUGCGAUCAGCCGGAAUGACCGCGGCGUGAAUACGGACCGCAAAAGGGAAGGGAGGGGGGGGGUGCGAAUUCAUGAAAAAUAUCAAUGUAGUAGAUAUAUAAAGCUUGUGUCCUACCACAGUUCAUUGUGAUUGGAGAGAGGAGAUACAGAAGACGCGCGAGGACGCGGAGAGUAACCGCGAGCCUUGCCGCUCGACGCACUUAUAUCGCGCGCAUGUGCACCGCAAUUGGCGUACAAGAUAUAUCCAGGGUGAUCAAUAAUCCGAGUUUAGUCGAUUCGUAAUAAGAAACAAAAUGAGAGUGAUAUUUAUAUACGGGGUGUCCCAGACCUAGCGCACCCAUUCAUUGACAGCAGAUUACACCGAUUAUUCGGAGAAAUAGAUUUCUUCGGAGACGUAGAUUCUUAUACCAAAACGUCGAGGCUGUAAUAGUUUUUAAAUUUCAAGCGUUUGAAGUAGCGUGGCCGAUUGGGUCAAUUAAAGCUUUCGCGCUGUGCAGGCACGAUAUGUCGCAGAUUAACGGAGCUGUAUUCUCGGAUACAUCAUUAUCCUUUUAUCGAGAUACCGCUGACAUAACUCUACGAUGUUAUCGAAAUUUGCUGUUAUUGCAAAUGCUGACAAAGUUCUGUGUUGCCGUUGACAUAAAGGUACAUCUUCAACUGACUCCAAAUAAAAUUGUCAAGAAAUUUGUGUAAAUGUUUCCUGUAAUGCCUUGUGGGCAUUUUACGCAAAAGGACCAGCCUGAAAUUUAAUAUAUCAGUCCUGUUACGUCUGUUAUUAUUGUAUAAGUGAAAUACAAGUGAAAAACAAUUAUAUACGUUUCUAUAUAAUAAUUAAAAAGUGUAAUAUACAUGAUAAAUUUAUGAUUGCGUCGUUCGAUAUGCCAACCCUCGGAAUUAAUAUUGGAUCAAUGUUGGUAAUUUCUGACUUGUAGCUGUAUUCGAAUUUUUAUUCCAACCAAAGGUAUGAAUUAAACUUACAUGCGUUAAUAAAUUAACAGCAUCUUUACGUGUAAAACACGAUUCAUCCGGAAAUAAAAUAUUAUGUAUAUUAUUAAGGCGGGUUGGUUUUGUUCUUCCUCCAGUAACUACAAGAUCUUGGGUCGGGAUACGUAAUCUUGCGACAACAAAUUUUGUACAUUUGUGAUCAUCAUACGCGCGCUAUGUUUAAGUCUAUGUUCUCUGAAACACUCUAUAUUAUACUUUUUGUAUCUGCUGGACACUACGUACUCUCAUUGUUCACGUUGUGUAAUAGUCGCAAAAGUACGGUCUUCCUGGCAAUCUUAGGUUCAGGAUAGUGCCUAACAUUUGUGCACAGCAAAACGGAUGUUUUUUUAAUAUUUGCUGUAAAUUAUUAAUAUUAUUAUAUUAUUUCUUCAUGUAUGCAAUGCAUGUUAAAGAAUGUUUUAAAUUAUUAUUACGUUUGUGUUUACUUUAAAUUAUUUGAUUUUUCUACUUGGGUUUUGUUUUUUAUACCAGUUCUCAAGAGACUAGAAAAAAUAAAAAAUAUGAAGAAAUAUUUGGAAAACAAAAAGUUUACUGCAAUAAGCAUGGAGCAAAAGACAGUAACGAGAUUUGUUUUUCCAUAAAUAUUAUAUAUAUUAGUUAUGACUUUUGAAUACAUUAAUUUCUGAUAACUUUUUGCUCACAAUUUUAUUGACGCGUUCUAUCCGUACGCCAUCAAUAAUUAAUACUGAACUCUGCAGUAGAUGUGCGAAAAUUUGUGUGAAUUAAAAAAGAUCACAUAUGAAAAGCAUCUCUGAGAGGAACUCAGAAAUCUGCUGUUGACGGAUGAUACACGAGAUCUGGGACAUCCUGUAUAUAUAUGUAUAUAUGUACCGCGUUGAACAGAGCUCAGUCUUUUACAUAUUUUUAUUGCUUAUUAAGACGGACACAACUACUGCAGUCGUACUACAGUAUACGCCAGAUCUUAUGAGAUAUAUAUAUAUAUAUAUAUAAUAUACACACAUAAUAUAUAUAUUAUGUACGUUUUACUUCACCUAGCCCGCGCCGUGGUGUGAUAUACCCGAGAAUGCGAGAGACAAAGAGAGAUUGUAAAUUCUGUGGACGGGCAAAUAUAUUUAUGAGCUAUAGUGCAAACCGACCAGGCGCAACAAUGUGUUCGUAAGAGAAUAAACUUUAACCCUUUAUUUUAAUAACCGUGCCGAACCAUGCCGAACCAUGCCGAGAGGUACCGCUUUCCUCUUCCCCCGUCAUGUCCGUUUGUUAAGGAAGGUUCUCCAGGUUUAAAUAUAAUUUAUAGAAUAUCAUAGAAUCUUGGCUUGGAUAAAGGAAUUCAUGAUACAAUUUAGUACAAGACUCAGAUUUACCAUACAGAAUCUAUUUAAUAAGCUGGUACUUACUCAGUCGAUCGAUUUACAUCCAUAGGUACACAUAAAAUUACAUCAAGAUUCGUACAUGGCUUUACCAUACAGCGAACUUUAACAUUACUUUCACGGUGGUUUGUAAUUGCCGUAUAUUAAAGUGCGAGAUACACGUGCAUAGUUUUAUUUCGCUGAUUUACAGAAGAAACGAAAAAAAUCAACGAGCAACGAGAUUUUAUUAAUCGCGAAAUUAAAUUCAGAAAAGUUUCAAAACUUUCGGUUAUUUUACUUCUCCUUUCUUAUAAUAUCCUCCGUUUCUUUGAAAACGAUCCCUUUAAUAUCUGCAUAUAUAUCUUAGAUAUUUGUAAAAAAAGGCUGAGAUUAGAAAUCAACAUUUUAUUAAAAACAAUUACCGAUCUUACAUAUACUUUGCGUCACAUAAAUAUAUCGUGAUGUACAGUGAAACAAAUAUAUAGAUCCGUACAAUGAUUCUACAAUAUUGCAUAUUUCGUGUAAUCGUGAUAGAUUUGUCAUAGCGAGUUAA
Ooceraea biroi (clonal raider ant) is the source of this 5006-nucleotide messenger RNA. It is a transcript of the gene Smox, whose product is annotated as Smad on X. NCBI's taxonomy places the organism in Eukaryota, Metazoa, Arthropoda, Insecta, Hymenoptera, Formicidae. Gene Ontology annotation, molecular function: DNA-binding transcription factor activity, RNA polymerase II-specific; I-SMAD binding; RNA polymerase II cis-regulatory region sequence-specific DNA binding. Gene Ontology annotation, biological process: SMAD protein signal transduction; activin receptor signaling pathway; positive regulation of transcription by RNA polymerase II. The record is from RefSeq and is a predicted model, not a curated record. Gene Ontology annotation, cellular component: heteromeric SMAD protein complex.